Messenger RNA from Cornus florida, 2053 nucleotides. RefSeq names its product IQ domain-containing protein IQM1-like. The record is from RefSeq and is a predicted model, not a curated record. NCBI's taxonomy places the organism in Eukaryota, Viridiplantae, Streptophyta, Magnoliopsida, Cornales, Cornaceae. The transcript is spliced from 9 exons. The coding region runs from base 141 to 1775 and encodes 544 amino acids.
AGUGUUCUGCACCAUACACCUGCAGAGUUCUUGGAUAUUCAAUUGUGCCUUGUUUUAGAGAGAGAUAACUUGAUAGAGAGAGAGAGAGCUUCUGAAGAUCUGGUCUUGAAUUUCAGGGUUUUGUUACUCUCUAAUCACAAAUGGGCCUCUCUCUUUCCAUUCUCUUUUCGGCGUGGAAAGAGAUACUGAGACACAAGUUUUUCGGUUCACUGGACACCAUCAAAACGGUCCUAGUGUGGUCUAUGAGCUUUGAAAGAGAAGAUGGAGAAUUGAGCUUGAGAACAGUUGGAUUCAAGAGAGAUGAUCUCCAAACCAUUGACAAGGCUGAUGGGUCUGAUAAAAGACCGCAGUCUUUAAAACCAAAGCUCAAAAGCCCUGUUUUAUUCAAGGAUUUGGUUAUUGACAAAGAGAAUAUGAAUUUCAUGACUUCGAAGGACAAUGAUCAAGUCCGAGUCCAUAAUUCAAAGCCCACAAUUCCACGUCCUGAACCUUUCGUAUUUUUUUCUCCAAGACCCGUUCACGAGCUUGAUGCUGCUGCAACGACGGUUCAGAAAGUCUACAAGAGUUACAGGACUAGAAGGAACCUAGCUGAUUGUGCAGUUGUGGUUGAAGAGCUAUGGUGGAAGGCCUUAGAUUUUGCAGCUCUACAACGGAACUCGGUGUCAUUCUUCAACAUUGCGAAAUCAGAAACUGCUCACUCACGGUGGGAACGUGCGAGGACAAGGGUUGCCAAGAUUGGGAAGGGUUUAUCCAAGGAUGAGAAUGCUCAAAAACUAGCUCUACAACAUUGGCUUGAAGCUAUUGAUCCGCGUCAUCGAUAUGGACACAAUUUACAUUUUUACUAUGAUGUAUGGUCGAAGAGCAAGAGCACUCAACCUUUCUUUUAUUGGUUGGAUGUCGGUGAUGGUAAAGAGAUAAAUCUUGAAAGUUGCCUAAGAAAUGUUCUACAACGUCAAUGCAUCACAUAUCUUGGACCUAAAGAAAGGGAUGCAUAUGAAGUGAUUGUGGACGACGGAAAGCUUACAUACAAGCAAAAUGGGAUUCUCCUAAAUACAAUUGAAGGUUCUAAGUGGAUUUUUGUCCUCAGCACAUCGAGGAAUUUGUAUGUGGGACAGAAAAAGAAAGGUGUUUUUCAACACUCUAGUUUUCUAUCCGGAGGUGCUACAACAGCAGCUGGUAGAUUGGUUGCCCAUGAUGGGAUUCUUGAGGCAAUAUGGCCAUAUAGCGGUCACUAUCUCCCAACCGAAGACAAUUUCAAGGAAUUCAUUAGCUUCCUCGAGGAAUAUCAUGUCGACUUGACUAAUGUUAAGAGACGUGCAAUAGAUGAUGAUAGCACCUCAUUUAAAGUUAUUGAUGAGGACUCCAAGACAGAGACAGUGGAUGAUCUGUCCACAGCUAAAAUAUCAACAGAUAUAGAUGCUGCCAAUGUCAAUGGGUCCAUGAAUGAUAAAUUUGACACAACUUCUCCUGAAGAAGAUGGUAUGGGCACCAAAGCAACCAAUGUAGAAGCACCCGUGUUUGACUUGUCCAAGCGCUUAUCUUGCAAGUGGACCAGUGGCGUAGGUCCGCGUAUUGGGUGCGUUAGGGACUACCCAAUGGAGUUGCAAACGCAGGCACUUGAACAGGUCAACCUGUCACCCAAGCUCACACCUGGUCACUCAAGGUAUUUCCUUCCGAUUCCCUCGCCACGACCAAGUCCGAAGAUCCUGGUUUCGCCUAGACUUUCAUAUAUGGGACUCCCUAGCCCAAGGCCUAUGGUUUCAGCUGCUAAUUAGGGUUCAAAUUUCCUUCAGAGGUUGAAUGACAUACUAAGAUUUGAUUCUGCUGAGUUUAAGAGGUUCUGAGAUCUUUGACAAGCAGAAGGGCACUUCUUGUGCCUCCUUUAGUUAGUUUUUAUAAUAAGAGCUUUUAGCAGGUGUUGGGGAUGUGAAUGUACUUUCUCAACAUUUUUCAUUCUUUGAUUCUUUGUUGUAUGUGCAGUGAGUCUUUCUUCUUUGUAAGCUCUAAAUAUAAUGUUUUCUAAAUAAUUGAAGGAAUUUCUGGUUGAUGCAAA